GGCGUUGCUAGCGGCAGAAAGUGGGAUUUUUUUUCUUCCGGUACCGCUUUUUUAACAACUUUUAAUUUCCUCGAACAAAAUUAACGUCUUGCUGUUAGAGAAGCAAAACAGCGUUUGACGUUAGCUCGAGAGUAUAAACCUUUUCUGGGUGGGCCUUCGUGUCGUGUUGUUUGCGGACUGGUGUUACUUUUCUGUCCCGUUAGCCGCUCGGCUAGCCUGCUUCCCAUCCACGGGAAUUCUGCCGACAAACGACUGGAUUCUGGAAACAUGGAGUCAAGGAGCGUCGCGCGCCGCUAACCGACUUCCAACUGGCGUGUCUUUUUUUCCCUCCCCCCCCCCCACCCUGAGGAGACUUCUUCUUUUUUGUGUUUUUUUUAAAGGACAUAUUACGGAGACGUAUCGUAAAGCCAGUUCGACGUCCAUGCCCGUGUGUGUGUGUGUUUCUCGCCCGUUGGCCCCGGCUCAUUGUCGUGAACGGGACUUUGCUUAGUUUGCACUCGAAACAACAGCAAACGGAGCAAAGUUUUUUCUUCUUUUCUUUUUUUUCGUUCCGCUGAUAGAGCUCGUCUGUUUUGUUAGCUGUUAAAGUUAGCUGUCGAGAUUCAACAACAGCCAGCUUUGCGUGAGAAGUUUUUAUUUAUUUAUAUAUAUUUUUUAACACCCCCCCCCCCGCACCCAAAAUUUCCCCCUAUCUUCCGUCUUUCCACCGGUAUAACAUUAGCAGUUGUUGCUAAUUUGUAACACGGGUCGUUUUUGCUCUCCGUCUCGAGCCGUUCUCAUGGUCACGGGAGAGUCGUCUCCACCGCGGCCGCAGGCAGCAGACUCUUCUGGGGACGAGGAAGACCGAGCGGGACUGGUGGUGGGAGCUCCAGCAUCUCCACGGACCAUUUAGGAACCGAGGCCAUUCAUCCGAACCGGGGCGGCGGCGGACCGACUGCAUCGCAGGGCCACGGCGUCUAUCACAUCGGAUACCGUGUGUGUGUGUGUGUGUGGUUGCACACGUUUCAUAUCGGGCGGAGAAACUGCGAUGUGAACGCUGAAGGAUUUCAUACGAGGAGUUCGUGCAUUGUAAAGACAACUUUCGCCAGCUGACGCAGUGCAUUUUUUCCCCUCGUGUUGCCAAAAUAUUGUUGAUAGUCGCGGUGGGAUAUCAUCUUGACUGCUAAUACGACAGGAGGCCCCGAUUAUUAUUAUUUUUUAAAACAUUUUUAUUAGAUAUGCCCUGUCGAUUCAUUGCUAUUUUUUCGAGAGGAGUGACGUUAUUGGCUCACAGAUAGCAUAGUGUUGUUGUUUUUUUGUGGUCUCAUCCGGUGUUUGGACGUGCCUUUUUGCAACAACCCCAACCGUGUCCUACAAGUAUUACAUAUCUUCAACGCCGUUCUCAAAAUAAAUCCCUGCCUACUUCAGAACUUAUGCCAGAGAAGGACGCUCCAGAAAAUCGUCUCAUCACACUCUUGGGGGGGAAAAUGUUAAUCGGAUAUAAUUAGCUGCAAAUCUAGAACCGGAAGCCCAAUGAGUGACACACAGUCCAGCUUCACUGACAGGUUUCCCAAGAAAGAAAACCGAACCAGCAGCAUUCUCAGUAAAGACCACCCCCCCGACAGGAAACCCAAAUGUGACAAAACCUCACUUCCCUCCAAUGAGUUUGACCCUACAGAAGCUCUGGUGGUGCAGAGGAGUGGCAGCGGCCGUGUGCUCGCAGAGGGGAGGCCCGAGUCCUGCGGUCUGGUUCAGCGAUGUGUAAUCAUCCAGAAAGAUGAACACGGCUUUGGGCUCACGGUCAGCGGUGACAACCCGGUGUUCGUGCAACUCGUCAAAGAAGAUGGGGCGGCCAUGCGGGCGGGAGUUCAGACAGGAGAUAGGAUCAUCAAGGUUAACGGGACCCUUGUUACACAUUCAAAUCACAUCGAGGUGGUGAAACUUAUCAAAUCGGGCUCCUAUGUGGCCCUCACGGUGUUGGGGCGUCCCCCAGGGCUCGCCCAGAUCCCUCUGUCUGAAGCCGAGUCCGAAAUGUUGGGGGUUAGCAUUUCGUCUCCCAACUCCCCGGCAGCAGAACGGCCCUACAGCGCUCUGGAGCGCCUCUCCUUCCCGCCACCACCAUGGGUACCAACCACAGAUGAGAAUAGCGGCGUCUGCAGCCAGAGGGUCGACAUGCUGCAGAAGAUGCUCUCCAAAGAGCAGCAGGAGCUACAGGCCAUGAAGGAGGAGUACAGCAGGAACCCCUCCCCCAAACUACUGAAAGACAUCCAGGAAGCUAAGAAACACAUUCCACAGCUGCAGGGUCAGCUCCUCAAGGCCACCGGGGCAACGCAGGAGGCUGUUCCCGGUGGCGAUGCAGACGACGGUAGCAUGUUGGAGGCGCAGCACUCCAGAGGAGACACCAGUGCAGACCUGUCCUGGAGCAGCUCUCCUCUUUCUCGCGGAUAUGGGCCCGGAUCUCCAGAGAGCCUCUACCCAAGAGAGCCGUGCUACCCGAGCCCAAAGAUCACCCCGAGGAACAGCGUCAACUCCUGCCACUCUCCGGAGGCCGACGACGCCGCUGACCAGGACUCUCUGUCUCCCACCACGGUCAGCAGUCCCUCUUCCGCCCGCCUCGUCUCUCAAAUCAUCGGAGCCGAGGACGACUACUUCGACUCGGACCAGGAGCAGACAAACGGCCAGUGCAACAGCUUCAACAACAUCGAGCAGCUCAAGUCUCGUCCCGCGCACCUCGCGGCCUUCCUCCACCACGUCAUCUCUCAGUUCGACCCUGCCCCCGUGCUGUGCUACCUCUACGCUGACUUCUACAAGCAGACCAACUCCAAAGAGACCAGGCGGGUGUUCAUGGACCUGCACAACUUCUUCAUUGACCGCGGAGCAAAUUUGAAAGUCGCUGUCCCCGAAUCCAUCUCCACUGAUCUCGACCGUCGGCGGACAGAACUGAUCCCUGAGGAAAUAAACCGACAACAUGUUCAGACGCUGCAGGACUCUCUGCUCCCUGACUUGCAGAAGAACCUCGAGGAUUUCAGGCAGAAGCGCAGCAUGGGCCUCACGGUGGCUGAGGUGGAGCUGUCCAGGCUGGACCAAGAGAGAGUCCGAGACCGCGUCGCUCUGGAGAGAGAGCGCUCGUACGCGGAAAACAUCAUCACCAAGAUCGAGGAGGUCCUGUUAACGACUCAGAACACAGAGGAAGAGAGAUGCACUACGAUGCAGUACGUCAUCUACACGUACAUGAAGCACCUCGGGGUGCGGGUCAAGGAGCCGCGGAGUCUGGAGUCCAAGCGUGUCCGGAUCAACUUCCUUCCCAAGAUCAAGAAAAGCAUCAAGGCGGAGAAGGAAGGAGAGGAGAAGGUGAAGAAACCCAGAUUUCCCAGCAUCCUCGGACCUCAGCGUCGGCCCAGCCGCAUCGAAGCGGCGUCUGUCGGCAAAGCCUUGGACGGUCGCCCGCGGCCACAGAAGCAGUUGUCUCAGCCGUCACUCGGGGCGAGCGAUCACACGGACGCCGGGCGUCUCCGAAGCAGCCAGUCGAGCGAGGGCUCGGAACUCAUGCACUCCAUGUCGACCAACGCCUCGACCCCGAACAGCGCCGCCUACGGCUCGGACGCCGGCCGAGACGCCGACAUGGGCGGGACUCCGACCUCGGGCCCGUCCCGGCUGAGUGACGGCCUCCAGGCCGACCCCCUCGAUGGGUUGCUGUACCCCGCGUCGCACUUUGACCUUUACAACCUGGACCAACUGCAGGAGGACGACAGAGAAAGCGACAGAGCCCACGAGGGAACACCAAAGGUCAUAAGAAGGCUGGAGGGCCCGGGAGCGGCCGACGUCCAGAGCGAGGACGACCAGGGAACCGACUCGGAGCACGACCCUCCCAACUGGCAGCAGCUGGUGGGCCGAGAGGUCCUCGCGGGCCUCAGGCCUCAGGAAAUCAAGAGACAGGAAGUCAUCAACGAGCUGUUCUACACCGAGCGUGCGCACGUGAGGAUGCUGAGGGUUCUGGACCACGUGUUCUACCAGAAGCUCUCCAAAGAGGCCAUCCUGCCUCCCGCCGACAUCAAGAACAUCUUCAGCAACCUGGACGAGAUUCUACAGCUGCAUGCCUCAGUUCUGGAGCAGAUGGCCGCCGUCCGGAAGAGAAACGAGUCGUCGGUAAUUGAUCAGAUAGGAGACGACUUGCUCUCCUGGUUCAGUGACGGCGAGGAGGAGAAGAUCAAGAAGGCGGUGGGGACGUUCUGCAGCAAUCAGCCGUUUGCUCUCGAGAUCAUCAAAACCAAGCAGAAGAAGGACUCGCGGUUCACGUCGUUCGUCCAGGAGGCAGAAAGCAACAGGCAGUGUCGCCGGCUGCAGCUGAAGGACAUCAUUCCUGUGGAGAUGCAGCGGCUCACCAAGUACCCGCUGCUCCUGGACAACAUCGCCAAGUACACAGACAACGCCGUGGAGAAGGACAAAGUGAAGCAGGCGGCGGACGGCUGCCGGAAGAUUCUCAACCACGUCAACCAGGCCGUCAAAGAGUCCGAGGACAAGCAGAGGUUGGAGGACUACCAGAGGAGACUGGACCUCUCUUCUCUGAAGCAGACGGACAACCCCAUGAUCCUGGAGCUCAAGAACUUGGAUUUGACCAAGAGGACGCUGGUGCACGAGGGGCCUCUGUCGUGGAAAGUGAACAAGGACAAGACGAUUGAGCUGUACACCCUCCUGCUGCAGGACAUCUUGGUUCUGCUCCAGAAACAAGACGAGCGCCUCAUCCUGAAGUGUCACAGUAAGAACCUGGCGGGCCCCGCGGAUACCAAGCACAUCUUCAGCCCCGUCAUCAAGCUCAGCACGGUGCUGGUGCGCUCGGUGGCCACAGACAACAAGUCCUUCUUCGUCAUCUGCAUGUCGGACAACGGCGCCCAGAUCUAUGAGCUGAUGGCGCCCACCGUCUCAGAUCAGAGAACGUGGCAGCAUCUAAUCACUCAGAGAGCCGACGCCAUGAAAGUCAAGCCUCACAGCGUCAUCCCGUUACCUCAGACCGAUGGGGAGAGAGACGGGGUGGAGAUCAUCACGGCGGGCGUGUCCAGGCUGAGUCGAGACCCGGACCGCACGUCCACCGGCAGCACCCAGUCCUCAGAUAAAGAGAGCAGCCCGGCCCCGAGGAGCGCGACGCAGAGCUCCCUACCCAGCAAUAAUCCAUUCGAGGGAAUAAAGGCGGAGGAGGAAGACGAGGAGGAGGAGGAGGAAGGUUUCGUGGACCCGGAGCUUCCUUAUCGGGCGGCGAAAGACGGCAAAGGAGGAGACUCGUUCAACGUGUUCCCCUCCAGAGCGGACGAAGCUCUGAAAACACUGGCGGCGUUGAAGCAGGUGUUGGUGACCCAGCUGAUGUCCCAGGAGGCGUUGGAGCAAACCAAGCGCUCCACGGGGGUCCGCCUCCUCAGGACCACGUCUCUGCGCACGCCCGUCGACAGCCGCGCCCGCGUGCCGGUCCACAACGGCGCCCACACCGAGGACCCCGCUCAGGACCUGGGCUCCGGGGACACGGGCUUCUUCGACUCUCCGGAGGAUGACGCAGGGUUCUUGGUUCUGGAGGGGUACGGCGGCCCGGGGGAGAGCAGCACCGACGACGACAUCCUGGCGUCGGCCGGCGGGAAGCAGCUGCGGUCGUCUCGGGGCUGCGCCGCCGACUCCGGCAUCAACCUGCGCUUCUCCACGGCGUCGCAGGCCGGCAGCCUCUCCUCGUUCAGCAGGCGGGUUCUGUCCCACCUCCGGAACCUUCAGGCCAACCUCAACUACCUGAAGGAUGUUGAGGCCAAGUACAAUAAUCUAAUACGCCAAAGGCCAGAGAGGUCGGCAGCGGACGCGGAUGGAAACAAAGAUAAAAGAUAGUGGGGGAAACGGCACCGCAGCUUUUUAUUUUUUAUCUCGUUCCAAAGAGGAAGUACCGACUCGUGUGUUUCCUGUUCCUGCUUCUGGUGUCCUGGACAUUCUGGACAUCCCAUAAGCUCGUCCUCUCACUGCUGAGCCCCCCCCUUUUUGUUUUUCCAUCACCCUCGCCCACAGAGAAUGAGAGACUUGAGUGAGCAAGAAAUGUUUUGAAGGGUGGAGCCCCCCCCCCAUAUCAGCACAAGGCAAUCAGGAAAGUGGGAUUGCCCCAGUGCCCCCCCCCAUAUAACACCCCAUGUUCCCCCGGAUCUCCCUGCAAGAAAGAGAACUUAUACCAAAAUGUACAAAGAUGUGUGUUUAGAAUAUAUAUCUAUGUAUAUGUAUAUACAUAUAUAUACAUGUAUAUAUAUAUCUGAGAAACACAAAAACAAGAAAAGGAAAAUUUUAAGAUAAUGUAUUAAGAUUUUUUUUAUCCCGAGAUGUAUUUAUUUUCUUUUCUUUUCAUUUAAAAAAAAAAAAAAGAAGAGAAAAAAAAGAAAAGUGUUUCCAACAUUGCUUGCAUGCUUUAUUUUGUAGCCGUGGUGUUGGCGUUCGGCAGGAUGUACUCGGACUGACGGACGGACGGUUUUUUUCUUCUUAAAAACCUCUUGCAAUGUG
Molecule: messenger RNA, 6492 nt
Organism: Pseudoliparis swirei
Lineage: Eukaryota; Metazoa; Chordata; Actinopteri; Perciformes; Liparidae
Gene: arhgef12a
Product: Rho guanine nucleotide exchange factor (GEF) 12a
Exons: 41
Coding region: 1513-5838 (1441 amino acids)
Biological process (GO): intracellular signal transduction; G protein-coupled receptor signaling pathway
Cellular component (GO): cytoplasm
Molecular function (GO): G protein-coupled receptor binding; guanyl-nucleotide exchange factor activity
Source: RefSeq, a predicted model, not a curated record